GAUUACAUGACCAAAGAAAUAAUUGAAGGUGAGGCAUGUACAAUACAACCACCACCGAUUGGAAAGGAAAGGAAAGGUUGGUUGGUUGGUAUCAAAAAGUCAAAACCAUCGACACUUGGAUCCUCCUCUCCUACCAAACAAACACCCUUUCUCCAUACUUUCUUUGCGCUCUCUCUCUCACACAGACACAGACAAGCGAAGAAAGAAGAAAGAAGAAGAAGAGAUCAACAGCAUCCGAACACUGUUUGAUUCGAUUCUUCACAAUAUUUCAUCUGAGUGAGCUUCUGCUAAAUUAACCUGGGCGGUGGGAUAUUCAUACAUUCUAUGACAUUGUUCGGUACCUAUUGAUCGCGGUUUAUUCAAUAGCUAUUUUAACACAAAAAAACCUUGGCACGUUUUUUUUAUUAAGAGGCCAUGAUGGCAGAGUUCAGUCCGAGGACUGAUACUUCCACUGAUGGGGACACUGAUGACAAGGCUAUGGGGUACAAUAAUGGUCAAUCCCAUGGGCUUGUGGUUUCUGAUGCUAGUGACAAGUCGAGGGACCAAAAGACACUUCGUAGGCUUGCUCAAAAUCGUGAAGCUGCAAGAAAAAGUCGUUUACGGAAGAAGGCCUAUGUCCAACAGCUCGAAAGUAGCAGAAUGAAGUUGAGCCAACUCGAGCAAGAGCUUCAGCGCGCUAGGCAGCAGGGCAUCUUUAUUUCAAGUUCAGGGGAACAGUCUCAAUCAACAAGUGGAAAUGGAGCUUCAUCUUUUCAUGUGGAAUAUGCACGGUGGUUGGAAGAGCAAAACCGUAGAAUUACUGAGCUAAGAGAAGCUGUUAGCUCACAUGCUGCUGAUGGUGAACUUCGCAUUAUUGUUGAUGGUGUGGUGGCACAUUAUGAAGAUAUUUUUCGAAUAAAAGGUGAUGCUGCAAAGGCUGAUGUCUUCCACAUUCUAUCCGGCAUGUGGAAAACGCCUGCAGAACGAUGCUUUCUUUGGUUAGGUGGAUUUCGUUCAUCAGAACUCCUCAAGCUACUUAUAACCCAAUUGGAGCCUUUGACAGAGCAGCAGUUAUUAGCCAUAAAUAACUUGCAGCAAACAUCUCAGCAGGCAGAGGACGCCUUAUCUCAGGGUAUGGAUGCAUUACAGCAGUCAUUAGCCGAGACAUUAGCAGGCUCCAUUGGUCCUUCAGGCAACGUAGCUAAUUACAUGGGCCAAAUGGCUAUGGCUAUGGGUAAACUAGGAACCCUUGAGGGUUUCAUUAGACAGGCAGACAAUUUGAGGCAGCAAACCUUGCAGCAAAUGCAUAGGAUAUUGACGACACGUCAAUCAGCUAGAGCACUUAUAGCCAUUAAUGACUAUUUCUCACGCCUCCGCGCUCUUAGCUCAUUAUGGCUCGCACGUCCUCGUGAAUAAUAUUCUCGUCCUCUUAGCAAGGCAGGCAAUCACGCUAACACAGAUUAACGGGUUGGUUCAAGGUUAAUGUAUUCAAAAGGUAAUCCUAAGUCUGAUUGCAAUCCCUAAGUAUGUAAUGAUGUUAUCCCAGUUUUUUAGUCUCGAAAGUUGCACUUUUCUUUUCAUCUUGUAGCUAGCCAAUUUCAACUCGUUAUAUACUAAUGUGUCGUUUUAGGGCAUGUUUUUGGGGUUAAUUGUAACAAAAUACAUAUAAUUCCGCUUUUUUUUAAGUUCCAGGUGUGUAAUCUACUUUCAUUAUACCAUUUAAUAUAAGCAUACAUGUAUUA
Messenger RNA from Helianthus annuus (common sunflower), 1721 nucleotides. Its product is annotated as transcription factor TGA2.2. The transcript is spliced from 9 exons. The record is from RefSeq and is a predicted model, not a curated record. Gene Ontology annotation, molecular function: DNA-binding transcription factor activity; sequence-specific DNA binding. Lineage: Eukaryota; Viridiplantae; Streptophyta; Magnoliopsida; Asterales; Asteraceae. Gene Ontology annotation, biological process: regulation of DNA-templated transcription; DNA-templated transcription. The coding region runs from base 415 to 1395 and encodes 326 amino acids.